CCCGCAAGCGCGAAGAGAGGAGACGAGAAGGGGGAGGGAUCCACAGUUCACACACACCCCGCUUCCCAUGGCGCUAGCGCUGCGCUGCCCUCCCGCCGCCACCUCGUCCCGGAGCCCCUUCCUACCGUCGACCUCCCCAGCCCCUGCGGGGAAGGUCCCGAGGAGGCCGCCCGCCAGCUGGAGGUGCCUCGCCUACUACGGCGACGGCGGAUUCCGCAAGAACUACGACCACAUCCCCAAGCAGUUCCGCGAGGAGAACCUCAAGGAUGGACUGAUGGAUAAUUACAAGCAUGUUCCUCAAUUCCUUUAUGGAUUAAGUGAUGCUCAGAUGGAAAUGUUUAUGAAUGACGAUAACCCUUAUAAUCGGCAGUCCCAGAAAGUUACAGAGGAAAGCGUUUCUGCUGCGAGGAGCUACGAUGAGUUUGGUAUGUACACCUUGUCAGGCAUGCAUGAGGGCCCUGCAAGUUACAGCAUGGGUAUGGGCAUGGGGGGCAGCAUGAGCAUGAGCAUGGGCAGAGGAGGGAGAGGAUAUAGAAGAAUGAGAAGCUCUGCUCCAGAUCUUCCGUCAUUGCUACUGGACUCUCGAAUUAUAUUUCUUGGAAUGCCUAUUGUUCCAGCAGUAACUGAGCUUAUUGCUGCUCAAUUUCUAUGGCUAGACUAUGACGACCGCACAAAACCCAUUUAUCUGUAUAUAAACUCCACUGGAACUAUGGACGAAAAUAACGAGCUUGUUGCAUCUGAAACUGAUGCUUAUGCAAUUGCUGAUUUUAUCAAUCGAAGUAAAUCCAAGGUUUACACAAUCAAUCUUAGCAUGGCAUAUGGUCAGGCUGCGAUGCUUCUUUCCCUUGGUGUCAAGGGCAAAAGAGGAGUGCUGCCGAAUUCAAUCACUAAAUUGCACCUGCCUAAGGUGCACAAAUCUGGUGGAGCUGCCAUUGAUAUGUGGAUUAAGGCAAAAGAGUUAGAUACAAACACAGAUUACUACCUCGAACUCUUGUCUAAAGGAGUUGGUAAACCAAAGGAAGAGCUUGCUGAAUUCCUUAGGGGCCCGAGGUACUUCCGAGCACAAGAGGCUCUUGAUUAUGGACUUGCCGAUACGAUAUUACACUCGCUGGAUGGUUCUUUCAAACCAAAGGACCUGACCGCGCAGCUAGCCAAGGCACAGGCGAUGCGCCAGUCAGGCAAGCGUGCAGCUGCUGGAGCUGGGAGAUGGUCAACUCCAACCGCACCCAGGUAGAGACUAGAAUGGUAGAGCAGGACAAUAUAUGUUCAUCUGGAUGGUCUUGUGGCUCUGCUAUACAAAGAGGCCAGCCUUUUGUAUACUUGUGUUGGAAAUCCAUGGAGCUUGGAAUUAGACGCACGGCUGGAUAGUGAGAUGUUGUGUACUGUAGUGUAGUGUCAGUUGUGACGUACGUGUAUCAUCUGUGUGCAAUCUUUGCUACACUCGACCCACAUACAUUGCAUUCAGAUAGAUUAAUUUCACCAGUG
This is a messenger RNA of Zea mays, 1485 nucleotides long. Its product is annotated as ATP-dependent Clp protease proteolytic subunit. The transcript has 9 exons. The record is from RefSeq and is marked provisional. Gene Ontology annotation, molecular function: ATPase binding; serine-type endopeptidase activity; ATP-dependent peptidase activity. The coding region runs from base 68 to 1234 and encodes 388 amino acids. Gene Ontology annotation, cellular component: endopeptidase Clp complex. Gene Ontology annotation, biological process: protein quality control for misfolded or incompletely synthesized proteins. NCBI's taxonomy places the organism in Eukaryota, Viridiplantae, Streptophyta, Magnoliopsida, Poales, Poaceae.